Phalacrocorax carbo (great cormorant) is the source of this 1690-nucleotide messenger RNA. Lineage: Eukaryota; Metazoa; Chordata; Aves; Suliformes; Phalacrocoracidae. The record is from RefSeq and is a predicted model, not a curated record.
CCAUAAAUAGGGGCGCGGAGCGGGGUGGCGGCAGCGCUGGCUGGGGGAGCUCCCGCGGCGCCUCACGGCGGGGGACCUUUCGCCCACUCCUUCCCUCCCUCCGUGCGCGGAGCGCCCCGAGGUAAGCUCCGCUCCGCUCCGCUCUCCCCUCCGGCCGCAGCCCGGCACCGCCAUGACUCUGAACCGCGGCGACAAGCUGCGCUACCUGGACAAGCGGCGCGGCAGCAUGCCCUUCUCCGCGCACCAGCACCUGCACCGGCGCAGCAUGCCGGUGGACGAGCGGGACCUGCGGGCCGCCCUGCCGCAGGGCGAGCUCUCCGGCCUGGUGCGCUGCACCUCGUACAGCCCCGGCGAGGCGCACCGGGAGAGCUGGGCCUCCGACUCCUCCGACUCCGUCAUCUCCUCGGGCAGCGACUCCGACAGCAGCCUCUACAAAGUGAUCCUGCUGGGCGAGCACGGCGUCGGCAAGACCAGCCUGGCCCGUAUCUUCGGCGGCGUGGAGGAUUGCGCGGAGGCGGAGGAGGCCGGAAAUACAUACGACAGAUCAAUUAUAGUUGAUGGAGAAGAAGCAUCUCUCGUGGUGUUUGACAUAUGGGAGCAGGAUGACAGCCAAUGGCUUCAGAACCACUGUAUGAAAAUGGGAGACGCCUAUAUUAUUGUAUAUUCAGUGACAGACAAAGUUAGUUUUGAAAAGGCUUCUGAGCUCAGAAUCCAGCUAAGAAGAGCAAGGCAAACAGAAGAUAUUCCUAUUAUCCUUGUGGGCAAUAAAAGUGAUCUGGUCAGGUCCCGGGAAGUCUCAGUGGAUGAGGGACGGGCCUGUGCUGUUGUGUUUGACUGCAAAUUCAUCGAGACCUCAGCUGCUCUUCAUCAUAAUGUCAAGGACCUGUUCGAAGGUAUUGUUCGGCAAAUUAGACUUCGCAAAGACAGUAAAGAAGACAAUGCUAGGAGAAUGGCUAACACAAAAAGAAGAGAAAGCAUAGGCAAAAAGGCAAAGCGAUUCCUUGGGAGAAUUGUGGCAAAGAACAACAAGAAGAUGGCUUUCAAAGCAAAAUCAAAGUCUUGCCAUGACUUAUCUGUGCUUUAGAAGCUUUCAGCAAGGCCAGAUGUUGCACAUGGGUGAUGAACAAACAUUUGACUGUUACAAGAAGCGUACAGAUGAUCUUCAUGGUGAUAACAAGAAUGACUUAUCAAUUGAGACUCUCAUUAAUGCCUUAAGAUGCGCAAGCAAGCCUGGAAGUUACGCUACAAUGUCCGCUUCAUUGAUAAAUGGUUCAAGUUUCAAUGCGUGCAAGUAAAUGAACUGACUUUAAAUAAGUGGCUUGACAUGCCCACAUUUUCACUGUGUACAUAUGUUAUAUAUCCUCUUGUCCUGUGGAUGCCAGAGAUACAAAGAUAAAGAAUGAUAAGUAUCACCAUAGACUUGUCUUGUUUGCAGAGCAAAACCUAAACUUGUACGCAGGCUCGUACACUUUUUAGUAUAAAGCAAGCAAUGAUAAAUAUUUUUAAACUUAAAUGUGGGGAGGGGGGAGUAGAACCACAUUAGAAUGGGAGAAAACAAAUUAUAUAUAUUAUAUAUAUAGAACAGAUAUCAUUUUAUGAAGUUAAUUUGCACUUCCAUUAACUGUUAUUCAAUUAAUUUGUUACUUGUUUACAUGCAGAUUUUAUAAUAAAGUAUUAUUUCCUGUUAUAA